CGGUAUUGUGUGGUGUGUUGACAUCCGCUUCACUCUUAGGCACUCCUUUACAUCUGUCAACCGGACUUGGGAUAACCCUCAGGAGACUAAAUUUGCUCGGGUACCUCGGUGUCGAGCGGUUACAUGAGGAGAGUCACGGUAACUUGAGCGGGUUGGUGCUCGGCGGCCGGACGGGCGACGAUGGCCGGGCUGUUGUUGCUGUUUCUCGGUGGUCUGCUGGAGGUUUGCAGCGGCGUCUCGGCAAACAGAGGGGGGUAUCCAACCUUCACAGAUGAAAUCCCUUUCAAAAUCACCUGGCCGGGGGCUGAGUUCACGCUGCCAGCAUCCGGUGCACUUUACAGCGAGGAUGACUUUGUCAUCAUGACAACAACAGAGAAGGAGAAAUACAAAUGCCUCCUGCCUUCCUUGUCAGCUGGAGAUGAGGAUGAGGAUAAAGAUUACAGCGGGCCAAGUCCGCGUGCCUUGCUGGAGCCUCUCUUCAAGCAGAGCAGCUGUUCCUACAGGAUUGAGUCAUACUGGACAUAUGAAGUGUGCCAUGGGAAGCAUAUAAGACAGUAUCAUGAAGAGAAAGAGACUGGGCAGAAAAUCAGCGUUCAGGAAUACUUCCUUGGAAACAUGGCGCAGGGGAGCCCCUCUGCCACAACAGAAAAAGUGGAAGAGGCAGACAGUGCAAAAUCUGAAACAGAGAAAGAGGUGCCUACUAAGAAUAUAGAAGGUCAGCUGACUCCCUACUACCCUUUGGAGAUGGGGAAUGGGACUCCCUGUGUGCUGAAACAGAACCAGCCUCGCUCCACGUCUGUGCUGUAUGUCUGCCAUCCAGAGGCCAAGCAUGAGAUCCUGUCCAUCGCUGAAGUCACCACCUGUGAAUAUGAGGUGGUGGUGCUGACUCCACUGCUCUGUGCACACCCAAAAUACAGGUUCAAGUCGUCCCCGGUGAACAACAUAUUCUGCCAGGCUCUGUCGGGCUCCCCUCUGCGGCCUCAGCGUCUCACCCAGCUGGACAGGGAGCAAGAGGAACAGCUCAAACCUCCUUUCAGUGCCGCCUCUGACGCCAGGGAGGAGGAGGUGUCACCAGUGAGAGAGGAGGCGUUCACCUCCACUCACAAGCCCAUGACCGUUGGUGGGCAGUCUCAGGUCACCGUCGGCACCACACACAUCUCCCGUCUGACGGAUGACCAGCUGAUCAAGGAGUUCCUCAGCGGCUCAUACUGUCUGCACGGGGGUGUAGGUUGGUGGAAAUAUGAGUUCUGUUACGGAAAACAUGUACAUCAGUAUCAUGAGGUGAGGGUCCCUUUUGGGUCCCUUUUGGAUGAUAAGGAGCAAGGGAAGAACAUUGUGGUGGUGGGGAGCUGGAACAUCGAGGAGCAUCUUGAAUGGGCCAAGAAGAACGUGGCCCGCUCCUACCAGCUCAAGGACGACGGAGUGCAGAAAGUCAAGUUGGUCUCCCACUUUUACGGCCACGGGGACAUGUGUGAUUUGACAGGGAAGCCCAGACAGGUCAUCGUCAAACUCAAAUGCAAGGAGUCUGACUCUCCUCAUGCCGUCACUGUCUACAUGCUGGAGCCUCAGACCUGUCAGUACAUCCUUGGGGUUGAGUCUCCAGUCAUAUGCAGGAUUCUCGACACCGCUGAUGAGCACGGACUUCUGUCAGUCUCCAACUAAACGGACAAAAAUCAGCAAGUGGGCAUGAAGGAAUCGGACAGGCGUGCGCUUGAGGAGAGAGGACGUUGAAAUAGAAAUAGAAGAUUGUGUGGAGGAAGAAAGACGCCCAUGAUACUGCAGUAAAGCCAGAAUAAAGGUUGAGGUAGUCACAGGCUGAUCCUAAGGCUGCAUUAAUGUAACCCAGGAGCAAAACUCCAGCCCAUGACCUGAUCAGUGUGUGAUGGGUCAUGCUGCACUCCUGCAGACGGAUAAAUUCAGACUUUCAGAAAACAAAGCGACAUUGGGCAGACUCCUCACUCCAUAAGGCAGCGGACCUGUUGCCUGUACUUGGUAUCUGUGCUUCUCUUUGUGUUAAUUAACGGCAAAGCAAAGGAACGAUGAAUCAGGGGGAUUCAUUAUCAUCAGGGGAAUCAAUGUUCUUGGUGAUUUUUAUUGUCAUUUUAAGUCUGUUUCAUGUGUGUGGGUAAUUUGAAAUGAUUAGCUGCUUGACCGUGGCACUUUGCACUUGUAGGUUUGAAACAAAGUGAGUUUGAAAGCGUGUUCUGCAGUAGUGAGAAUGUGUACUUGGUUUUGUUAUUUUACAGGAUGAGUGAGUGUAACUUAUGAACUAGCUUGUGCUGUGAAAUAGCAACGGGUGAGUGUUCCUGUAUGGACAUAUGUCAGUCUGUGGGUCCUUAUAAGAGGUGAUAUGGUUUUAUAAGGACACACACUGGGGUUCUGAUCACUGCUGUACUGUGGAAAAUUAAUUGGCUGCAAAGAAUAAAACUAAGAUGAAACACAA
Molecule: messenger RNA, 2443 nt
Organism: Myripristis murdjan (pinecone soldierfish)
Lineage: Eukaryota; Metazoa; Chordata; Actinopteri; Holocentriformes; Holocentridae
Gene: erlec1
Product: endoplasmic reticulum lectin 1
Exons: 14
Coding region: 181-1662 (493 amino acids)
Biological process (GO): endoplasmic reticulum unfolded protein response; retrograde protein transport, ER to cytosol; ERAD pathway
Cellular component (GO): endoplasmic reticulum lumen
Source: RefSeq, a predicted model, not a curated record